This is a messenger RNA of Raphanus sativus (radish), 1004 nucleotides long. Its product is annotated as expansin-B5. The transcript has 4 exons. Gene Ontology annotation, cellular component: extracellular region. The record is from RefSeq and is a predicted model, not a curated record. The coding region runs from base 21 to 818 and encodes 265 amino acids. Gene Ontology annotation, biological process: sexual reproduction. Lineage: Eukaryota; Viridiplantae; Streptophyta; Magnoliopsida; Brassicales; Brassicaceae.
CCUUCAUUCUUUCAAGAGACAUGGCAUUAUUUUCAGGCAAAUAUUUUUGCUUUAUCGUUGCUCUCUUUGCAAUCUCAUUUAAGCCAUGUUCUUGCCAUAAUAAUACCCGUUGGAACAGUGCCGGCAUCACUUGGUAUGGCGACCGAGAAGGUCCUGGCAGCACAGGAGGGGCUUGUGGAUUCGGUGAUGCAGUAGCAAAACACCCGUAUCAAUGUAUGGUUUCAGCCGGAGGACCUUCAUUAUUCAAAGAUGGAACGGGUUGUGGGGCAUGUUAUAGGCUUGUAUGUGACCAUCCAUUAUGCAACAAAAGACCGAUCAAGGUGAUGAUAUCAGAUGAGUGUGCCGGCUGCACGAAGGAGGCGUUCCAUUUUGAUCUUAGCGGUAAGGCAUUUGGUGCAUUGGCCAAACGUGGCAAAGGCGAUGAAUUACGUAACCUUGGAGAACUAAAGGUUAGGUACAAACGUGCAUGUUGCAAACAUCCUAAGAGUAAAAUAGCUAUUCAUGUCGACGCCGGAGCAAACCCUUACUACAUGUCGUUCGCCGUUAAGUUUGCAAACGGUGAUGGAAACUUUGCAUGCGUGGAGAUUCAACCGGCUGGUGGAGAAUACUUGAAAAUGGAGGAGAUGAGAUCCGCCGUUUGGAAACUUAACCCAGGCUGUGCAUUGAAAGGUCCGUUCAACGUCCGGCUUACCUCCGCAGUGACCAAAAAAGUGAUCGUUGCUAAAGCUGUUAUCCCGGAGAAAUGGAGUCCCGGUGCUAUUUACCAUUCCCUCGUUAACUUCGCCACUCCCAAGAAACGUAGUCCCAAGAAACAUUAAUGAUUGAUUUUUUCCCUUCACACAAAUAGUAAUGUUUGGGAAAAAAAACGUGGGGUGUUGAGGUUGCUAGUAAAUUGUUUUGAUAAUUGUAACAUUGGUUAUGUAAUUCAUAUGGGCUAAGAGUUGUAGUCGGAUGGCCUACAAAGCCCAUGAUUUUUUACAUAUAUAAACCGAUUUGGUUCAACU